Messenger RNA from Drosophila pseudoobscura, 3151 nucleotides. RefSeq lists its product as uncharacterized. Gene Ontology annotation, molecular function: oxidoreductase activity, acting on the CH-CH group of donors. NCBI's taxonomy places the organism in Eukaryota, Metazoa, Arthropoda, Insecta, Diptera, Drosophilidae. The transcript has 6 exons. Gene Ontology annotation, cellular component: membrane. Gene Ontology annotation, biological process: lipid metabolic process. The record is from RefSeq and is a predicted model, not a curated record.
GCUCGGAAAAUUUUGGUUCGUUUGUUUUCGCUCGUCUGUUGCGUCGGUUGUGGGCUUGUGUCGCACGGAAAACUGCGCGGAAAUUUGAGCGCUUGCUUUCGCCUCGUACUAGAUGCUGGCUGCAGCAGCAACAACAGCAGCAAGCAGCAGCGUCAGGACAAAUUAAGCAAACUGAGGCCCACGCGCCACGGCCACGGCCAAAACCGUAACUAAUCAGCCCCAGACGCUCAUUUGAGCCAUCAAUGGCAGCCAAUUUUUGGCCAUUUUGCGGCAUAAACGGAAACGGAAAUGUGCGUUGCUUGUUUAGAAGCGUUACAGGAAUGCUAUGUUGCCUUAAGGGUGCUUGAGCCUUCGCGUCCACGUUCACGACCAAGGGAAGCAGAGCCGCCGCAGAGGGGGUAGGAGCAGGAGCAGACACAGACUCGGGAGAGGCAGAGGCAGACGCACCAGCUGGCGGAACAGCAGACACAGCCAGGAGGAGCAACAGCAGAAGGAGGCCAGUGCCAGCAGGACACAGAAAAGACUCCUUGGCUGGCAGCCAAGAGCAGCUGGCAGCUGGCAGCAGGCAGCAGGCAGCACACCAUGUAAACCUCUCUGGGGCCAGAGGGAGAGACAGUCCAUGGUGAAGCGAUGUGAAAGCUAAACACUUUGCAAUAUUAAAGAACAGCCAGCGUCGAACAGACCUGUUGCUCAUCUCGAACAUCCAGUCCGGGGUCCAACACCGACACCAGGCUCACCAUCACAGACACCCAACACCAACCCCAACACCAACAGGCCGAACCCGACCCAGACCCAGACCCGACUACCAGAGGACCAGAACCCGCACAGGUGUCGAGAUGGCCGUCCACGUGCUGGACUAUGAUCACUUUGCCAUCAGCGCCAUUGUUGUGGGCAGCCUGCAGCUGUUCUUCUUCCUCAUCAACUCCAUACUGCACAUGGACAAGCUGACGGACUUUGCGGGCGGCGUCAACUUCAUUAUCAUCUCGCUGUUGACCUUCUUUCUGGGCCAAAUUGAUCGGCCUUCAAAGGCCUACGACAGCCGCCAGCUGAUGGUCACGCUCUUUGUGUGCCUGUGGGGCGCCCGGCUAUCCGGAUAUUUGCUGUAUCGCAUCAUCAAGUUGGGCCGCGACAAGCAGUUCGAGGAUACCCGACGCAACGUCAUACGCUAUGCGGUCUUCUGGACCUUUCAGGCCGUUUGGGUGUACAUCGUUUCACUGCCAGUGAUCAUCAUCAAUUCGCCGCGCCAUUCGCAGCCGCAUGCACCCAAGACGAUGACCACCCUGGACUCCACCGGCACGGGCAUGUUCAUUGUGGGGCUGCUGGCCGAGACCUAUGCGGAUCUGCAAAAGUUCUCGUUCCGCCAGGACCCGGCCAAUCAGGGAAAAUUCUGCAACGAUGGGUUGUGGAGUGUUUCUCGUCAUCCGAAUUAUUUUGGGGAGGUCAUCAUUUGGUGGGGCAUCUUUGCCAUCUCCCUGAACGUGAUCAGCGGCCAUGAGUGGGUGGCCAUUGCCUCGCCCAUCUUUACCACGCUGAUCAUACUCUUCCUGUCCGGCAUUCCGCUGCGCGAACGUAGCGCCGACGAGAAGUACAAAGACCAGCUGGAGUACCGCAAGUACAAGGCCUCCACCUCGCCACUGAUCCCCGUGCCACCGGCUGUGUACGUGGAGGUGCCCAGUGCCCUGAAGUUCAUCCUCUGCUGCGAGUUCCCCAUCUACGACUCGAUGAGCAUCCAGAAGGACCUCAGCCCCUACUCGCUGUCCAUCGCCCGCUCCCACUCGCACAUUUAGCAGUCAGUGGCCCACUCCAGCAGCACGCAGGCUGGGGUGGGCCAGGUGCACACCCACUCGGUGGCCCACUCGCUCCACAGGGGCCACUGCUACGGCGCCAAUGGGGGGGACGCCGAGAGCCACCACAACUGCGGUGGCAGCUGCCGCAAUGUGCACGUCAAGUCCAAUCCGUACCAGUGCGAGGCGGGCUACGGCCACUAUCCGGUGAAGCACACCGACGACGAGGACACGGACGAUGGCAUUAUCUAUAUGGCCGGGCCCGGAUCGGCACCGGGCUGCUCCAAGGCCAAGACGCACUGCAUCCACGCGCAGGAGCAUCAAAGCCAGAACCAGCACCAGAACCAGAACCAGAACCACACGAAGGCAACGAAAUGCAGCUAUCUGGCAGAGGAGGAGCUGGCCUCCGACUACGAUGAGGAUGUGCCGGCGAUCGACCUGAGCAAGGCCACAAGCGUGGAGAGCUUCAGCACCCGGGUGCAAACAGAACGCUCUGUGAAUGCCGAUGGCCAGCCCGUGACCGUGACCACGAUUUUGUGAUUGCAACUAUAGGAUUAUCAUUUGCCCAAGAGAUAUCCCAUUUUUAUUACGAGAAUAUAUUGUAAAUAGACGGAGCUUUGCAUUGUGACGAUUGUAGACUCCGUGAAAGUGAUUUUGAAAAAAGCAUUGCGCCACGAAACGGGUGCCAAAGUACCGGUAAAGGAACAAGGAUACCUUCAACCACGCAGCUGUCUAGCACUCUCUAGUCUCUAUGCGCUGUAGUUGCUCAAAUAACUAAUGUGCCUCUUAUUAUACGAGUAUAUGCUCUCCGCGUACCCCUAGAAUGUUGCACUCUUUCAAAGUUUAUGCUACUACUACUACUACUACUACUACUACUACUAGUCUUUGUUGAACUCUUGAUAGUCAGGGCCCUGCGGCCCAUAGAUGAUCUCCUGAUGGUCUGCUCAAGAGUAUACAUACAUACAUAUAUCUUAGCUGCAUAUUUUCUUAUCGAACCGCAACUCUCGCCCCACCAAAAUAAACGAAACUCGAAACCAACCAAAACCAAACUGAAACAUAUCCCAAGUAUAUGGCAAAGAUGUGAGGCAGAAACAACACGCUAGAAUGGGUUCUAAAGCCAUUGUUAUUUUAUAUACGAGAAUACGAGUAUCUACUAGCUAAAGAUGUAUAAGAUAAAGAUUUAAAGAUAUAUAUAUUGUAUAUUGUAUAUUGUAUGUGGAUGUUAUCACUAUGUGUCUGUGUCUCGCCGGUGUCUCAAAUUUCAAGCAGUAUUACAAAACAAAACGAAAGAAAUUGUACCUAAUCGAUUAUGCUGAGUAUGGUUAAAAAAUAAACAAAAUGCAAGGAACAAUGCACACACCUGCGGA